AUGUCCAAUAGUAGCUACAAAAAAAUGAUAGGUGUUAUCGAUCAGGGAACUAGCAGUUCUCGUUUUGUUGUCUUUUCCACCGUUACUGGUGAGGUUGUCGCCAAACAUCAAAUUGAAAUUGACCGAGACCACCCUGAAUCAGGUUGGGUUCAGCAAUCUGCCAACGAUAUCUACCAAAGCACACUUAACUGUAUUAACAUGGUUGCCAAAAAUUUUAAAUCUCGUAAUGUCCCUUUUAGGAAUAUUCGCGCAAUCGGUAUAACGAAUCAAAGAGAAACUACGAUUGCAUGGGAUCGCAAUACUGGUGAACCGCUCUGUCCAGCCAUCGUUUGGUCGGAUGCUCGAACUUCUGAUCUUGUCCAUAAAUAUAUCGAUCUCACACCUAACAAAGACAAGAACACGUUCCAAAAAAAGACCGGUCUUGCCAUACAUAGCUACUUUUCCGCUUUGAAAAUCCGUUGGAUGCUUGACAAUAAUAAAGCUGUAAGAAAGGCGAAUGAAAAUGGAACAUUAAUGGUUGGAACGGUUGAUUCGUGGCUGAUUUACAAGUUAACAGGCGGUAAGAAUGGAGGCAAACAUGUCACCGAUGUUACCAAUGCUAGUCGGACGAAUCUCUUCAACAUUCACAAGCGUAGAUGGGAUUUAGAAAUUUGCGAUUUCUUUGGAAUUGAUCCUCAAAUCUUGCCAAAGGUUAUCACCUCUGCACAAAAAUACAGCCACAUUAAUGACGAAGACUGUCUCUUAAAUGGCAUUGCUCUAGGUGGUAUUCUAGGUGAUCAGCAGGCAGCUUUGGUCGGUCAAACCUGGGAUCCUAACCCUGAUCCAAGCUCACCUCGACCUCACGUAAAGGUCACUUAUGGUACGGGUGCAUUUCUUCUAUGGGAUAUUGGUGAGCAACCUUCCUUCUCCAAUUACGGACUUUUGACCACCAUUGCGUAUCAAAUGGGCCACGACGCGCCGAUACACUAUGCUUUGGAGGGAGCGAUUGCCUAUUCCGGAGCAACGAUGGAUUGGCUUCGUUAUAAACUGGAGCUCUAUAAGGAUCACGCCGUGGGAGAUGAGAUGGCUCGAAAGGCUCUAUUGAAGCAACAUGGUGAAAUAAAACCCAAAAAACCGGGUGAACUUGUGACUCUAUCAACUUUGGACGCGUGUUACUUAGUGCCAGCCUUCUCUGGUCUCUUCUGCCCUUACUGGCGUGAGGAUGCGAGAGGUGUCAUCGCUGGUUUCGACGAGAGCUGUACCAGUGGUGAUAUAGUUGCUGCCGGUUAUCGAUCAUCGGCCUACCAAACUCAGGAUGUCCUUCAAAUCGCCCUUGAAUCCGAUAGUGGUGAGAAACGACGACCACCUCGAGUGAUAUCUGUGGAUGGUGGAUUAACGAAGAGUCCCAUUCUCAUGCAAAGUCUUGCUGAUAUCACCGGUUCAACAAUUAUUAGGCCAAAUAACUCCGAUGUGAUGACAGCACUUGGAGCUGCUAUUGCGGCAGCAAUUUCAGUUGGAAUUGAUCCCACGGGUCUUCUCUCGAUCCGAAAACACGAGGGGGAGAAUGAUGCAAAAAAUACCUAUAGGCCCAUGAUUUGUCCUAACACGAGAAACUUGUGGAUGAAGGGCUACAAGAAUGCAGUGAAUCGAUCGUUCGGUUGGAAAACAGAUGCUGAGGAGAAUGGACAUGCAUAG
This is a messenger RNA of Rodentolepis nana, 1674 nucleotides long. The record is from the annotation of a GenBank genome assembly. NCBI's taxonomy places the organism in Eukaryota, Metazoa, Platyhelminthes, Cestoda, Cyclophyllidea, Hymenolepididae.